AUGCGUUCUGGAGACGGCACUUGCCGCUCGCUGGCUUGGAAAAGACGGAAACAUCAUGGACGAGUCACAGAUCCGAGGCCAUUUACUGAACAUGGAGAUUACAGAGGACGAGAACCUCUGUUUGCUGUUUUGGUGGACAGAUUUGCCCCCAACCUCUUUGGCAGCACCUCCCCUGUCUCCGUGGGUCCUGCCUGGACGAUGGUUCCUGUAGGCCGGUCAAUGCUGGUGAUGGCCAGGGGGAGUCGCUGGGCACGAGCCAAAUGGGAUGCCACGUUCCCUACACUGGGCCUGAAGGAACAGCCCCCCAUGCCCCAGGAUCUGAUGGAAGUCUCAGUAAGCAACCUCCCAUCCCUGUGGCAACCCAGUCCCCGGAAAUCCUCUUGUUCAUCCUGUUCACAGAGUGGCUCAGCUGAUGGCAGCUCAACCAAUGGUUGCAACCAUGAAAGGGCUCCCCUGAAACUUCUCUGUGACAACAUGAAGUACCAGAUCCUUUCCAGAGCCUUCUAUGGAUGGCUUGCCUACUGCAGACACUUGUCCACUGUGAGGACCCACUUGUCAGCCCUGGUCAAUCACAUGAUCGUGUCUCCAGACUUGCCCUGUGAUUCUGGACAGGGACUGACGGCCGGGAUCUGGGAGCAGUACCUUCAGGACAGCACAAGUUACGAACCGCAGGAGCUGCUGCGUCUCAUUUACUACGGAGGCAUCCAGCCAGAGAUCCGCAAGGCCGUGUGGCCCUUCCUCCUGGGCCACUACCAGUUCGGGAUGACAGAAACAGAAAGAAAGGAGGUGGAUGAGCAGAUUCAUGCCUGCUACGCACAGACCAUGGCCGAGUGGCUGGGCUGCGAAGCAAUCGUGCGACAGAGGGAGCGGGAGUCACAUGCUGCAGCUCUGGCCAAAUGCUCCUCGGGAGCCAGCCUAGACAGCCACCUGCACCGAAUGAUGCACAGAGACUCCACCAUCAGCAAUGAGUCCUCCCAGAGCUGCAGCUCGGGCCAGCAGAACAUCCGCCUGCACAGUGACUCCAGCAGCAGCACACAGGUGUUUGAGUCUGUUGAUGAGGUGGAGCAGGUGGAAACUGAAGGCAGGUUGGAAGGGAAACAGCCCAAGAUCCCGAAUGGGAACCUGGUGAACGGCACUUGUUCCCCAGACUCUGGGCAUCCCUCCUCCCAUAACUUCUCCUCGGGCCUCUCGGAGCACUCGGAGCCCAGUCUGAGCACAGAAGACAGUGUCCUGGAUGCCCAGCGGAAUAUCCCCCCAGUGCUGCAACCCAGGGACAGCAGCAUGGAUGACAGGCAGAGCAGUGAGGCCACCACUUCCCAGGACGAGGCUCGUGAGGAGCUGGCUGUGCAGGACAGCCUGGAGAGUGACCUCCUUGCCAACGAGAGCAUGGAUGAGUUCAUGUCCAUCACUGGCAGCAUGGACGUGGCCCUGCCUGAAAAGGAUGAUACUGUGAUGGAGAGCUGGCGGGGCAGCGAGGCAGAGAAACGUAGCCAGAUGGACAGUGAGGACAACCUCUCAGAGGAGCCUGAGAUGGAAAGCCUCUUCCCUGCGCUGGCUUCUCUGGUUGUGACCACUUCUGCCAACAAUGAGAUGUCCCCUGUGUCGUCCAGUGGUGUCACCUACUCUCCGGAGCUGCUGGACCUAUAUACAGUGAAUCUGCAUCGCAUCGAGAAGGAUGUGCAGAGGUGUGACCGCAACUACUGGUACUUCACCCCUGCCAACUUGGAGAAGCUGCGCAACAUCAUGUGCAGCUACGUCUGGCAGCACAUUGAGAUCGGCUAUGUCCAGGGCAUGUGUGACCUUCUGGCUCCACUGCUGGUCAUUCUGGAUGAUGAAGCCCUCGCCUUCAGCUGCUUCACAGAGCUCAUGAAGAGGAUGAACCAGAACUUACCCCAUGGAGGCGCCAUGGACACACACUUUGCAAACAUGAGGUCACUGAUCCAGGAGGCUGAUGCUGCCCUUUCCUUCUUCCAACAGAUCCUGGACUCAGAGCUAUUUGAGCUGAUGCAUCAGAAUGGGGACUACACUCACUUUUACUUCUGCUAUCGCUGGUUCCUGCUGGAUUUUAAGCGAGCUUCACUCACCUUCCAGAUGAGAAAAGAAAGAGGGAAAUAGAGAAGUAAUUAGCCCGAGGUCCCCUGGCUAGCGAGUACUGGAGGAAGGAUUCACAGGAGUUUACUGGACAUGGGAAGCCUUGCUUUUAACCCCUGCUGUGUUCUGUCUCUUUACUAGAAUCAGAGGCAGCACCAGCUCUGCCUAUGUGCUUGGGAGACAAGGUUUAGAGACACUUCCAUAGGUGCUAAUGGAGAUGGAGAUGUGGGUUAGGGGUGAACUCUG
Messenger RNA from Nycticebus coucang (slow loris), 2337 nucleotides. Its product is annotated as small G protein signaling modulator 1-like. Gene Ontology annotation, biological process: activation of GTPase activity. NCBI's taxonomy places the organism in Eukaryota, Metazoa, Chordata, Mammalia, Primates, Lorisidae. The transcript has 14 exons. The record is from RefSeq and is a predicted model, not a curated record. The coding region runs from base 1 to 2115 and encodes 704 amino acids. Gene Ontology annotation, molecular function: GTPase activator activity.